CGGAGCACGUCAGCGAGACGCCGCGCGUGACGGCGGCCCCCAUUCCUCGCGCUGGCGGUUGAGUUUAGGGGGUGCGAGGGAGGUUUCCCGUCCCAGUCCCGUUACCAGCCCGUGGCGGGCCCGGCCGGCGGGGACAGGAUGCCGGGGGAGUGGGCAGAAGCUCCACAAAUGACUGAAACCUCCUUUCUGCCUGGACAUUGAGCCGAAGAAUUUCAUCAUGGGUCAACAGAUUUCAAACCAGACACAUACUGCUAUUAACAAGCUGCCAGAAAAAGUAAUAAAACAUGCAUCUUUGGUUCGAGAAAGUGGCUUUCUGACUUAUGAAGAGUUUCUGGGGAGAGUAGCUGAACUUAAUGAUGUCACUGCAAAGUUGGCUUCUGGCCAGGACAAACAUCUGUUGUUUGAAGUGCAGCCAGGUUCUGAUUCCUCUGCUCUUUGGAAGGUGGUGGUUCGGAUAGUCUGUACUAAGAUAAACAAAACAAGUGGCAUUGUAGAAGCUUCAAGAAUUAUGAACUUAUAUCAGUUUAUUCAGCUUUAUAAAGACAUCACAAGUCAAGCAACAGGAGUUCUUGCACAGAGCAGUGCCUCUGAAGGGACUGCUGCAAGUCUGUCAUCUGUGUCAUCUUGCCAGGCCAGCUUAUGGAUGGGAAGGGUUAAACAGCUGACUGAGGAGGAGGAAUGUUGCAUCUGCAUGGAUGGACGUGCUGAUUUGAUCCUACCAUGUGCUCACAGCUUUUGUCAGAAAUGCAUUGAUAAAUGGAGUGAUCGCCACAGGAACUGUCCUAUCUGCCGUCUACAAGUGACUGGGACAAAUGAUUCUUGGGUGGUGUCAGAUGCACCUACAGAAGAUGACAUUGCUAGCUAUAUACUCAACAUGGUAGAUGAGGCAGGCCAGCCUCACAGACCAUGAUGUUGAUGACUACUGAUAGAAGUACUUGAAAGUUCAUUGUCAUGAACAUCUACUUUUUCUCCUCAUUCCCAUUCAUCCAUACUUCAUUUCAUUUAGGUGUCUCUAUUCUUUUAAAACAGGGAAUAUGAGCUAAUAUGUCUGGGUGCAUUCUUAAACUUUUAAUAUGUAGCUUCAUUAAAUGCUCUAAACUGUUAGUGAUUUAACGCUUGUAAAGUUUACUUUAACAAUCUUUUCUGACAAGAUUAAGAGCCACUGGAAUAAUUUUAUUAGUAUUAAUUAUAACAUAAUAGCAUUGUGCACCAGCUUUUUGAACACCACAAAUGGAAUUUUAUUAUAGAAGAUGCAGUGUCUUAUUAUUAAAGGGCCUGCCCUGCAGCCUGUUUCCUCAUAAGUAAUCCAUUGUCACACAGCUAGUCCCACUGACUUCAGUGGGAUGACUUACAGGAAUAAAGAUUGUUAACAUGAGUUAGGAUUACACAAUUAUAACUAAACUGUGAAGUUUUAUUGCUGAAAUUUGAGAAGCAUCUUUUGCCCCUUCCCUCACCCAUGGUCAUUUUUUCUGUUUAGUAUUUAUAUGUUUUGAGUUAAACCAGUAGUAAUUUUUAGCAUAGAAAACUGUUUUAAAUCUAUUCUCAGAGAUUACAGAAACCAGCUGCGUCAACAUGUGUUUUCCCUUUUUCCUAGCAGAGUAAACCUUUAAGAAGGCUGUUUUAUCUGAUUUCUAAAGUUUCAUAGCUAACAAAACUAUGCUAAAUAGCUUCACACACAGGGCCUAAGGUUAAAACAAUAUAUUUCCAUAGCGUUUUGAUGAGCAACAGCCAAAAAUUGUCUUAUGCAUUAAGCAUAUCUGAAAAGAACUCACUUUGCUGAAAGGCACUGUACAGUAACUGUCAUGGUUUUGUUUAGUCCUGAUGCUUUUGGCUUUCUCCAUUUUUCCUGAGUUUUCAGAGUCACAACAUUAUGCAUACUUUAAAAAAAAAAAAAAAAGUGAUAAGCUAAACUGGUGCUGUACUUUAUUUCUACAAGUGCAAUAUGCCUUUCUGUAGCACAGAAACUUCUGCUUUGAUAACAAUAGCUUCAUUUUGCUUCCAAUAGAAUGUACAGCCCUGAAAAUCUGGUGAAAAGGAAGUUAUGAGAGUUCACCAAGAUACUUCUGUAGUGUUUUUGCACUAAAAUAUUUAAAUUUAUAUUU
This is a messenger RNA of Chelonoidis abingdonii (Abingdon island giant tortoise), 2102 nucleotides long. RefSeq names its product ring finger protein 141 (gene RNF141). Gene Ontology annotation, molecular function: ubiquitin-protein transferase activity. The record is from RefSeq and is a predicted model, not a curated record. Gene Ontology annotation, biological process: protein autoubiquitination. Lineage: Eukaryota; Metazoa; Chordata; Testudines; Testudinidae.